AUGGAAGACUGGCUGCUGCAAGGAAUUCUUGCCCAGGCCAAAUCGAAACAUGCCAAAUCAAAAUGUUCAAAGCCCAAGGACAAACAGGAUGAUCAGAAUGAAAAGGCUCAGCUCAAACUAUGUGGUGAGAAAGCUGUUAAGAGAAAGGACUACCGUGGUGCCUCAAAUUUCUACAGUCAGGCAAUUGAGAUGGAUCCUACUGAUGCAACACUCUAUUCGAAUAGGAGCCUUUGCCAUCUUCAAAUGACCGAAGCGGAGGCAGCUUUGUUUGAUGCUGAGUUUUGCAUACAAUUGCGGCCUGAAUGGAUAAAAGGUUAUUACAGGAAAGGAGCUGCUCUCAUGUUGCUGAAGAAGCACGAAAAGGCAUGCGAUGCUUUCAUGGCUGGACUGAAGCUGGAACCUGGAAAUGCUGAGAUGGAGAAAGCAUUACGGGAGGCGAUUGAGGCGAUGAAGAAGCAUCAUGCUAUUUCCCACGUUCCCGCCCCGUUGGCCAAAUCUCUCUCCCUCACUUCAGUUCCGCCUCUUCCGCUUCCGCUUCCUUGUUCCUUCCCCUCGAAGCCAUCGCUCGAAACCCCCAACUCGCCCACCGCCGGAAUAAUGGAUCCGCCGCCGCCGCGGGAGGCGUUCGUCAAGUCCAAAUUCGCCUCCUGGCUCAUCGUCCGCAUGAUCGGAAAAGGCGACCCGAGGGAGAACGAGUUGCUGAACGCCGUGACGGAGGGAAAUGCCCGCCGCCUCAAGAAAAUGGUGAAUACAAUGGGCGAGAAGGACAGGGCAAAGUUUACUGAUAUGAAUAUAGAUGGCAAUGGGUUACUGCAAGUGGCAGCACACCUGGGAAAAAUUGAGGUCAUCAGGUACUUCGUGGAGGAGCUUGGCUUUGACGUCAACGCUGGUUGCCUCUCUGAUGGUGUGACAGCUUUGGCUUCUGCCGCAAUGUUUGGAGAAGCCUAUGUUGUGAGAUAUCUUCUUGAGCAUGGGGCUGAUCCUAAUAAGACAGAUGAGACGGGCUCUGUUGCUCUUCAUUUUGCUGCGAAAAAUGGGUAUGAAGAAGUAGUCCGUCUCUUGUUAUCCAGUGGAGCUAGGACUGGUAUAGUUGUUGCUCAUGGGACACCACUACAUAUUGCUGUUUUCUAUAGGAGGAUUGGUGUCGUCAAGAUUUUAUUGGAUCACCAUGUAGAUUCAAACAACACUUCAGGAGUUUGGGGUACCCCUAUUCUUACGGCUCUCCGUUCUGCUAAACAUGGAUUGGAUGAAUCUGAUUCUUUGGAAUGUGUAAAGCUGCUUGUUAAGGCUGGUGCUGAUGUGAACUAUGCUUGUCCAAACACUCCCUUGGUGGUGGCCACGACAGCUGGCUUAACUGACUGUAUCAAGUACUUGCUUGAGGUUCAUGCAGAUCCUAACAUUCCAGAUAAACAGAGCGGACGUACACCUGUAGAAAUCUCUGCAAGCGUUGGAAGAAGAGAUCAUGUGGAGAUUCUAUUUCCUUUCACUUCCUCUAUCAGUGCAGUAACAAAUUGGACAGUUGAAGGAAUUAUUGCUCAUGGGAAAUCGAGACGCUUGACUCCCAAGGACGAGUCAUGUGGCAAGGUCAAUGACAGAAAGGCUGAGCUAAAAUCACAUGGAGAAAAAGCAGUUAAGAGAAAUGACUACCUUGCUGCGUCAAAGAUCUACUCCGAGGCACUUGAGCUAGAUUAUUUUGAUGCAACCUUGUAUUCAAACAGAAGCCUUUGCAACCUACAAAUUGGAGAAGCACAAAAGGCUUUGCUUGACGCAGAUAGAUGUGUAGAACUGCGGCCUAAGUGGGUGAAAGGUCACUACCGGGAAGGAGCUGCUUUGAUGGUGCUAAAGGAGCACAAGAAAGCAUUUGAGGCAUUCUUGAACGCGCUGAAACUGGAUCCUGCUAAUGCCGAGAUUGAGAAAGUGAUGUGAACUUCGCACCGUCUCGUGCGAGUUGUUCAAAAAAAAAAGAGUUGGCGAGCGGCGAGGACGCGGAGGGGAAGGCGAGGCUUGCCGACGACAUCAGCUUCUCGGGCAUCGGGCCGCUCCAGGCCGCAGCGCGAUUGGGGGAAGUGGACGCGUGCAGGUGCAUGGUGGAGGAGCUCGGCUUCGACAUCAAUGCCGGCAGAGAGCUUGGCAUAACAGCUUUGGCUUCUGCUGCGUUGGAUGGAAGGCUGGCUACUGCAAGGUACCUUCUUGACCAUGGGGCUGAUCCAAAUAAGAAGUGCAAUGCAGGCUCUGUUCCUCUUCACUGCGCUGCAAAAAAUGCUACCCAUAUCAUCGUAUUGCGUCACAUCAUAAAUAAUUUACUCCAUCAGGGCAUGAUGAAGUAGAACGACUGUUGCUAUCUAGAGGAGCUAGCGUUGAUAUAGCUUAUUUUCAUGGGACACCACUACAUAUUGCUGCUGCAUAUGGGAAGGCCAGCGUCAUGAAAGUUUUAUUGGAGCACGAUGCAGAUCCAAACAAGGUUUCAGAAGAGUUAGGUACACCGUUGGUUGCAACUCUUCACGCUACUUCUCAAGGAUUAGCUGAAUCUGUUUCACUGUAGUGUAAAACUACUCGUCGAGGCAGGUGCUGACAUUAACUUCAGUGAUCGUGACACUCCGUUGGUGGUAGCAAUUACUAAUGGCUUGACUAACUGCAUUAAAUACUUGCUAAAGGCUGGUGCAGACCCUAAUAUCCCAACUUGUCAUUGUGGUGCCUUGCCAAUACAACUUGCUGCAAGCUAUGGAAGAAGAAAGGAUGUGGAAUUACUGUUUCCCUUAACUUCCCCCAUUCGAGCUGUGUCAAACUGGACUGUUGAAGGAAUUCUUGCCCAUGCCAAAUCAAAGCAUGCCAGAUCAAAAUGUUCAAAGCCCAAGGACAAGCAGGAUGAUCAUAAUAAAAAGGCUCAGUUCAAACUACGUGGUGAGAAAGCUAUUAAGGACAAGCAUGAUGAGCAGGAUAAAAAGGCUCAGCUCAAACUACAGGGUGAGAAAGCUGUUAAGAGAAAGGACUACCAUGGCGCCUCAAUUUUCUACACUGAGGCAAUUGAGCUGGAUCCUACUGAUGCAACAUUGUAUUCCAAUAGGAGCCUUUGCCAUCUUCAAAUGACCGAAGCUUUGUUUGAUGCUGAUUAUUGCAUAAAAUCGCGGCCUGAAUGGUUAAAAGGUUACUACAGGAAAGGGGCUGCUCUCAUGUUGCUGAAGGAGUAUGAAAAGGCAUGUGACGCAUUCUUGGCUGGACUGAAGUUGGAUCCUUUGAAUGCUGAGAUGGAGAAAGUAUUCCGGGAGGCGGUCGAGGCGAUGAAGAAGCAUCAUGUUACUACAAAAAGCUUCAAGCCAUCAGAUUAGAUAAGUUUACCAGCACUGGCUUUGGCUGCACGUUUUGUGUAAUAUAUUUAUUGUCCAGAAAACGGCCGUAAUGCUCUUGAGCUAGAGCACUAAUACAGUACUAAGUAUCACCUUUUGGAUCGCAUAGUAGUAGCAUACUACCGUGAUGCCUGCGUAGUGCCCCCUUAGGCCUAUCAUGUUGGGGAAAAAAUUGUCGCCUUAAGCUCUCCUUGGUGUUAAUGCCAGUGUUCUCUGCUCAUGACAUGACAUCGUCUAGAACUCUUGUCAUUUUCAUCGUCUUAUUACAAAUCUGAUCUUUAGUUUAGUUCCCUUAUGUUGUAGACAUGGUGCAUUCGUGUCUUUGGGGUUGGCUGGGAGAUUCUGUUUGCAGGGCCCUUACGUGGGCUUAUUUUA
Messenger RNA from Oryza sativa Japonica Group (Japanese rice), 3719 nucleotides. The record is from RefSeq and is a predicted model, not a curated record. NCBI's taxonomy places the organism in Eukaryota, Viridiplantae, Streptophyta, Magnoliopsida, Poales, Poaceae.